GGGCUAACGGCUUUCUCUUCCCCUCUGCUCUGGGUCUGUAGCCAUGGUGAACGUACCGAAGACCCGCAGGACCUACUGCAAAAAGUGCAAGAGGCACCAGCCUCACAAAGUUACCCAGUACAAAAAGGGCAAAGACUCUUUGUACGCCCAGGGUAAGAGGAGAUACGACAGAAAGCAGAGUGGUUAUGGUGGUCAGACGAAGCCCAUUUUCCGAAAGAAGGCUAAGACCACGAAAAAGAUCGUAUUGAGGCUGGAGUGUGUGGAGCCCAACUGCAGGUCGAAAAGAAUGCUGGCCAUCAAGAGAUGCAAGCACUUCGAGCUUGGAGGAGACAAGAAGAGAAAGGGCCAGGUCAUCCAGUUCUAAGCUGCAGCUUGGUCUUGUGGACCUUUCCAGAUUUGUCAAUAAAAUAAUUGAAAUGUA
This is a messenger RNA of Megalops cyprinoides (Indo-Pacific tarpon), 421 nucleotides long. Its product is annotated as 60S ribosomal protein L36a. The coding region runs from base 44 to 364 and encodes 106 amino acids. Gene Ontology annotation, molecular function: structural constituent of ribosome. Gene Ontology annotation, cellular component: ribosome; cytosolic large ribosomal subunit. The record is from RefSeq and is a predicted model, not a curated record. Lineage: Eukaryota; Metazoa; Chordata; Actinopteri; Elopiformes; Megalopidae. The transcript has 5 exons. Gene Ontology annotation, biological process: translation.